This is a messenger RNA of Cuscuta campestris, 636 nucleotides long. NCBI's taxonomy places the organism in Eukaryota, Viridiplantae, Streptophyta, Magnoliopsida, Solanales, Convolvulaceae. The record is from the annotation of a GenBank genome assembly.
AUUAAUAUAAUGAAUAUACACAUGUAUCGAAUUAAGGCUAGAGUGAACGAUGCAUCAGAUAGUGCAACUUUUGUAAUAUUUGAAAGCGUUGGAUAUUUGUUGUUGCAUAAGUCCUGCUCCGAGAUGCUGAAGUUCUGUGAGAAUGUCUCAGGAGGAAGUGAACAACCAAAUGUGUUCAAUCAAAUGUUGCUAGAUAAGUCAUUUAUCUUCAAGGUUGAGGUUGGCGCCGGAAGCUUCAAUGAGUUUGAACCUUCUUACAAUGUUAAUGACAUAUGCUUUAAUGACCGGGUCAUUGCAAAAUUUAAGGAGUUGCACUCUACAUUUUUCUCUCCUAAGACUGAUAAGACCAUCGGAUAUUCAACUGAUGGGAAGACAAACUCACAAGUGAUUUUAGUUGACAAGGCCUCUUCUUGCAAAAGAAUUUAAUAGUGGAUUUUGUGGAAUCUCAAGAAAGUCGUCCAACACAAUCAGGAGAUGAUGUGGUCAAUCUUACUCCCAUGAAAAGAAUGCAAGGCGAGUCAUCUAACCUUGGAGAUGGAGAUGAGUCCGUUUACAAGAUGAGGAGUAUUAAGAUUGAAAAAAAUUAAUCGUCAUUAUUAUUUGGUCGUUGGAGUAUAAUGAAAUACUUUAAGUUUU